Molecule: messenger RNA, 1032 nt
Organism: Carassius carassius (crucian carp)
Lineage: Eukaryota; Metazoa; Chordata; Actinopteri; Cypriniformes; Cyprinidae
Product: pterin-4-alpha-carbinolamine dehydratase 2-like
Exons: 4
Coding region: 474-857 (127 amino acids)
Biological process (GO): tetrahydrobiopterin biosynthetic process
Molecular function (GO): 4-alpha-hydroxytetrahydrobiopterin dehydratase activity
Source: RefSeq, a predicted model, not a curated record
CCCUCCCCUUCUCUGUAUAAUCAAAACUGCGAUAUUUAAGUGACUGAAGUGUACAACAUUCCACACUUAAUUUUUCCAGUUAAUUAAUUGCAUCAUCCGGGUGUUUUAAGUGUGACGCACUGCCGCUGAUCUAUAAUAGAGAUCAGUGCGCACUACACGCACUAGUUACACUACACUAAACCUCAAGGAAUAGUGUAUAUGUAGGCGAUUCGGAACACACCUAAGGAUUUUGAGAUUGUUUUUUUUUAAAUUGUUAUUACCUGUACUGUAUUAACAAAAAGCCAGUAAAAAUAUUUUAUAUAAAGUAUUUUAAUACGUAUUUUGGCGCUUGACCGCGGAAGGCGGGUCUUCACAUGCGCACUUAUUAGAGCGCCUCACUCUCGUGUAUAACGCUGUUCUCUGCUACAGUAGUGCUCAGAAGGGUCGCAGUCUAACUAGGGUGCAUCAGUCAGUGGUCAGGCGGACUCGGGUUAAUGUUCACUCUCAGUUCUGUUCGUCAGUGGCCGAGCGCUCUAAGCAGACUGACCCGCUGUUACAGCCGCACAGGUGGAAUGGCUGCAGACUGGCUGUCCUCGGCCGAGCGAGAGCAGUUCCUCCUGGAGCUCAAGGCCACUGGAUGGACGGAGGUGGAGGACCGCGACGCUCUUCACAAGGAGCUUCACUUCAAGAGCUUUAACCAGGCGUUCGGCUUCAUGUGUCGGGUGGCUCUACAAGCAGAGAAGAUGAACCAUCAUCCGGAGUGGUUCAAUGUUUAUAACAAGGUUCAGAUUACUUUAUCGACUCAUGACUGUGGAGGACUGUCAAAGAAGGACAUUCGACUGGCCAAAUUCAUUGAUAAGGUGGCUCUGUCCCUGUAGCAGCUCUUCCUUCUGUAUUGUACAUUCAUUUUCAAUAUUUCAAAUCUUUUGUAUUGUAUUCCCAAAAGAGAAAUAGUUGAUGUGCUAAUUCACAUAGGUGUGUGUUUAAAAUCACUCUUCUUGAUCUGAUCUACAUGAUUAUGGUAAAUGCAUAUUAAAAAGAUGAUAGAAUACA